AUGCGCCUUCAUUUGGUUAUUCAUCGCCACGAGCUCCCUACUAUUCGAAUCCUAUGGACUCCGCCCUCGCGUUCUCCAGGCCUCUCUCACCAGCCCUCCGCAUCAUCAUCCUUUACCCUAGGCGCGCCUCAGCCACCCACUGCCGGACGCACAUUGAGCGCAAGUACAAGUUUCAAUACAGCGUUGACCACAUUGUCUACGGUGGGGGGGUACACAAUCGCGCAGCUCCUAGCAGAUGUGAAUGACGUUGUUCCUCUUGAAACCCGCGUCGAUUAUCAUGGAGAGCAAAGUGACUGUGGACAUUGGGGCCUGGAGGACUAUGUUGUUGAGUUAAUGGGAUCUGAGUGCCUGCAUUUUAUGGAGACUGUAAAUUUGUUGAGAGAUGGUGAUGAACUUGUAAUUCGGCCGUUACACUACGAAGAGCUUGAAGCGCGACACAUUACUGGCCGCCACCAAGUUGCCACGGAUGGAACACAUCUUAUUGAUGGUGUAGCGUUUGGGAAGAAAUAUCUUAAAAGGGCUGCGUCCCGUCGUCCGCCGAUUCGUAUUCCACCUCGGAGUAAAAGGAGACGUUUGGAAGAAAGAGAAUGGGAUUAUGAUAUUCCAGUGAGAGAACCCUUCGAACCAAUAAUUCUACCACCCAAAGGCCGGGAAACGGAAUUUGUACAUGGAGUAAUUCUUGCGGAACCAAUCCAAUCCGAGGACCACCAGAAAGAUGAGAAUACGCGGCUCCGGAAAGUAGACGAGGCUCUCUCUACUAAAGCUAGCACUCCAUUAAACCAUAAGUCGCCUUCUUUCUCCGAAAACGACAUAGAGAUACUGCAUGUUGUGAAGAAAUCCUGUACCAAAAGCCCUAACUUGGAGGGAAGUGUAUACCCAAUUAGUGUGCUCGAUAGAGCAGAGGAAUAUCGCACUGAAAACGAAUCAAAAUAUAUCUCAUUAUCUUCUGGAUCGGAAUCUUCAGAAAGCGGAAGCGAAUUGAGCUCUGCAACAACAGAUGCUCAUGAAGACGGGGAAACAGAAAGUUCUGACUUAAAAUCUUCAACCAGCGUUUCUGGAACAAGCCAAUCGUCGUCGUCAUCUUCAGUAUCAUCUUCCUCAAGCAGUGAAGAUGGCUUGGGCUCAGAGUCCGGCGAGUCUGUGCCUGAGAAAGAGAAGCGGCCGCUUAAACCAGAUGUCCCGUUUACCCAGCCUGUUACUCCCCGGGUCAAUAACGCCCCUGGAACGGGCUCUCGCAGGACAAGACAUAGCAACCUACGAACUAAAUUACGAAAGAGACUCGCAAAAAUGAAAGCGGCAGGUGUGUUACCUCAAGAUGCUAAUUUCGACGAUUUACGUAACUUGGAUGAAUUUGGUGCGUUGAAAACUCGGCCCAAAAUGCCAGUUCCCGCUACACAAACGGACGAAACAGCACCAUUUACGUUCGCAAAGCAAGAGAAUGAGCAUCAUCAGUAUUUAGAAAGUAUCGAAGCUAUCGGCUUAGGUAUCAAUCCUGACACGAAAAAAAACACUGCACAAACUUUUGCAGUUGCCCCUUCCCCGAUGAACUCCAGUGCUUCUGUUGUUGAUGUUCCUUUGCCUGAAAAUGGCGUCAAAUUAAACUUAGCUAAUACCCGACGCCUCCUUUUUGGAUCUCUUGGAUUACGAACCCCAAAGACCAAGGGUGACGCGGAACGCCUCAAAGCACAGUUAACAGAGAAAUUGAAAAUAUGCAAAGUGGCUAUCAAAGAGCAACAAUCCCAAGAGCCCAUAGAGAAGUCCCACGCUCUUAUGCCUGUUGAGAAUUGGCAAGAUUUUCUAAAUGUCAAAGCUAUUGAGUGCAUCUAUGAAGAUGUGUCGAUACCUCCGCCGCCGUUUCCCUUUGUACAACGAUGGGAUUCUGAGAGUCAAAAAUUGAUUCGACAACGGCGAAACAAUGGGUCAUUUAACAAAGGUAAAAAACGAAAGCGAAAGUCUCGUAACGAUGAGGAACAUGAUCACUGGCAACCGUAUGAAAAUGAAGAAUAUUCAAACGCAAACAUUAUACUUAAUUACUCAGAUACUGAGAGUAAUGAGAAAAGUAAACAGGAAACCUUGCAACCCGUCAUGGAGUCUGCCACUGAAAAGUUACAUAUUCAGCAGUCGGAUACCGCACAACAAACUAAUGAAAAUGCCAUUGAACCAGGCCUAGGUCAGACUGAAGAGGAUCUUCCGGUAUAUGAGGGUUUGUCGUCAUAUGAGACUGCCACUGAGAAUGAUUUGAAAGUCGGUGCUAUCAUAGCAUUCAAGCAGCUAGAAGUGUCAAAGACGACUAAUUGGCAACCCGUAGUCUCCAGUUACCGUACUGCAAUAGUGGAACAAGUUAUAGACGCGUCCAACGUUCAACUCCGUCUAGCAAUGCGAGACAGAGAAAAAAAGCCAGAAAACCAGGAAACAGAGCCCAGAGUUUAUUCAGGGUUCGAAAUGCCUGGGUACGAAGACGAACAGGGCGACGAUGAUGGUAUCAGAGACAUGGAAGUGUAUCAGUUGAUAGAGCCAAAAUUGCUGCGUUCUGCACCGGCUAUAGAUUUGGAAGGCGCAAUAAUGGUGAACGGGACUCAAGAGAAUGAUAUACCUGACUGUAUCCCUGAAUCUAUUCACCAAAACGCCGAGGAACCGGAGCUUCCACCAAUAUCUUCUCAAACAAGACGUGACAUUUCGCAGAUAAUAGACGAUGCUGGAUUCAGAUCAGCGAUUGAUUCGGAUUUAAAUGUGCUCGAUGAACCAAUUCCCGUCGCUGAUAGCCCUAAUUCUGGAACGGGCAAAGAUGAUAAUGGUCCCGAAUUGCAAGCAGAAGAUGUCACUCCAGUUAUUGAAUCACCAAGUUUUAAUGGUUUCGAGCGCAGUCCUCCACACGAAACAAAUGAACCACGGAGCCCAGAUGCCACACCUCGGCCGAGUAACUCUGCUCCGAUCAAGAAGGACGUCUGUCACAAACCCUCUCCUGGCACACAAACAUCCUCCGUAAAGAAUUCUGCCCAGCAAGAGCAUGCAGUACCAUCUAUGCCGUCUGAAGACAGCCUUCAUUACAUCUCUGAUCUGGAUACAACAGUACCGGAUAGCGGUGCGCCUAAUGGAAGCCAGCUAUCAAAACUUAAAUCAUCAAGGAAUGCUACAACUCAUAGUAAGCUGUCGCAGAGCCAAGAAGAGCCCGAUCCUGAGCGCCAGGUUGGAUCACUAUUAUGCACUAUACACCCAUCUGCCGUGGAAGCCGAGAAUGACCGUCCUAACUCGUCCGGCUCAAUGGUUCCCAAUCCAUUUUAUGAAGUCGACCGCCUUCUUUUUGAGGACAGUGAUUCUCCGCCUCUAGAUGCCAUUGUUUCAUCUACCGCCCCCCCUCGUCUUGGUGAAUCGGUUGAUGGGAAACCGCCAGUUCGAAUUAGAAAAAAUCGCCUAUCGUCCUCCCGUCGACGGCAAUACACUCCACAGUUCUCAGACGAUAACAAUGGAGAUGUCGAGGACGACGUCAAACUUCCAGAGCCGCAGAAGGCAGUCAACCAAUUAGAAAAUUCCCAAAAAAUAAAAACAGAAAUUGCGAGCUCUCAAGCCCACUUCCCAGACCCGCAAAUUAUCGUCCAAGGCUCUCAAUUUGUUGAUCUUACUAUCUCAAGUGAUCCUGUAUCUCCCGGGGGUAGUGACGGUGAUUUUGCAAAAUCUCAAGGUCUUCCCAAUGGCUCUGGUUGGGUUCAAAAGCAAACAAGCAGCUAUAGACGGACUCGUAAUUCAAUCAAUCGAAAUACUGACAAAUUGUCGCAACCUCGAAGGACCAGAACAAGAAGAAGUGUUAUCUAG
Molecule: messenger RNA, 3810 nt
Organism: Ophidiomyces ophidiicola
Lineage: Eukaryota; Fungi; Ascomycota; Eurotiomycetes; Onygenales; Onygenaceae
Exons: 3
Coding region: 1-3810 (1269 amino acids)
Source: RefSeq, a predicted model, not a curated record